CGGCCUUGGUCGCCAAUGUUCAGUCGAAUUUUACAAGUGUAGUGCAGUAAAUAUGGAGAGUGUUGCUUGUAUCGAUCAGAAAGCCAGGGAAUUUUUCGAAAAGCUAGUGGAAAACUGAAGACUACUGUGUUUGAUGAUUUUCUCGUUUGUUAUGCUAAUAAUAACAAACCAGUUGGAUCAUAUGAAUGAGGAGCUGUACGUGAAGGGCUUUCUUGUAAAGGCUUCAAGCAGUACUGUAUUAGGUGAAAUUCACAGCACUACAAAACUUGAAGCACAUAUAACUUUUUCUCUUGAAACUGUUUCACAGUCGAAGAUAGAAACCAUCAUGAUAAAUGGGAAGGUGAUGGAGAAAACGUUCUCCAUCAAACUCGUUGACAAUGUGUAUGAAAUCUCUACUACGGAAUCGGUGAAUGGAGAAAUGAAGUCAUCAACUAAAAAGCAGCUACUAAAGUCUACUAUGUUUGGAUUCAUAACUGAAGGUGCAGAUAUAAUCUUCCAGAGAAUGGUGGUCAAGUUAUCUUCAAUCCCACUUGAGGUCAUUGGUUUGGAUCCAGAUUACAACCUAGCCACGGUGUCCUAUGUCAGUCUUGGAGAGAGAAACAUAUUCGUUGGAGAUAGUGAAGUGGCUGUCAAAGGGAUUCAACGGACGGUACAUUCAAAGAGUUCUCUCCCAUCCUCGUGGCAAACCUACUUCAUGGAUGAUGGCCAUUUGAUACUCAGAAUGCAAGUUGGAUCUCCAAUCACCAUCAAGGUGGACAAAAUACCUGAACGCUUCAAAAUAGGUCUGUUUCUGUGCCUGUUUCCAUUAUACUUUACGGAAAUUUUGUUCCUAAUUUAGAGGAGUAUUUACCUGAACCAGUUAUUCCACAUAUUAGCCUGAAUUGGGAAGAUGAUCUGGAACUUUAUUCACGUUUUCUGGAUCGAAAAGAUGAAAUCAAAGCUCAAUAUCUGUUAUACUUACGCGAUCAUCCAGAAAUACGUGAUAUGAUUUCUGAUUUCAUCAAAUCCCUACUACUUCAUAAACCAGAUGAAGUAGUGAAAUAUGCUUCAGAAUACUUCAAGAGUUUUUCAACUCGAGCUUUGCCUAGUCAAACAUUUCCUGUAGUAACUAUAUAAGGCCAUGAUUUUAUUGUUUUUCAUAACUUAUAAAGUAUAAAUAACGCUUUUUGCCAUCGUAAAUAUACUCUCAGUCUGUACUGUCAUCUGGUUGCCUACGUACACAUUAAUUUUAAUUUUCUUCUUAGCCUUUACUGAUUCCAGUUAGUUUGUUCUCUGUGUACAAUUAAUUUUUGAUUGUUUCUACUAUUUAAGAAAUCAUUAGAAUAUAAUUAAUAAAAACUAAUAUUAAUGAUAUUAAUAUACAUGUUUUAAUGGAUUCAUUUUACACUUUUAGUUUGCUCUAAGUUGAUCAAUUAAAUUGUGACCUUUUUAUUUCAAUUUGGAGAAAGUUUUGUUAACCAUGUGAAUGUCUUACAAAGGUGUAAUAAAAAUCAAAAAAUAAUGACUAAGUAUUGGAUUGUA
Messenger RNA from Heterobilharzia americana, 1521 nucleotides. NCBI's taxonomy places the organism in Eukaryota, Metazoa, Platyhelminthes, Trematoda, Strigeidida, Schistosomatidae. The record is from the annotation of a GenBank genome assembly.